Molecule: messenger RNA, 354 nt
Organism: Sphenostylis stenocarpa
Lineage: Eukaryota; Viridiplantae; Streptophyta; Magnoliopsida; Fabales; Fabaceae
Source: the annotation of a GenBank genome assembly
AUGGUGCGUUAUUAUGCAUUACAAACACCAGAAACACUGGAUGUAGACAAGAAAUAUAAAGACGAAGUUUCUACACUUUUUCAUUGGAUGGAUGGUUAUGCUUUGAGACUCCGAUUGUUUGAGGAAGGAGAAACUGCAGGCAUUAAAUUGCUUAUUGUUGACCUUUCCGUUUCAGAUAAGAUCGCGUUCACAUGUGAGAAUUUUCUUGAGCUGCAUCGAGGAAAUGACGUGAAUUCCAUAUUCAACCUUGGAACGAGAAUUAUUGGUGCGUUAUUUGAGCUGGCGCAUGAGAGGUUAGUUCUCAUGGGAAUCGAUCCUCGCAUUCUUUUGUUUGCAAUGUCAAAUUAUUCGUGA